AUGACCCUUGACAAAACUACUCCUUCUUCACAAUCACCGUUGUUUAAAAAGGGUACAGUCCUGCCUGUCAAUUGGCACCAUAUCUUCUUCCCACCCAUGAUUGGUGAAAAUGAUCUGGGCCAAGAUGGAUAUGAAAUAACCCACGCGCCUCCUGCACCCUUCUUGGCACGUAUGUGGGCAGGUGGUGGUGUGGAACAGAAUCCUUCUAAUCUGCUUCGUAUUGGACAAGAAAUAUUGAUGAAAACGAAGUGCACUGGUGUCGAUAUCAAACAAAGCCGAUCAGGCGACACCAUGGUCUUUGUCAAUCUUGAAAAGCAGAUCGAGAACGAGAGCGGCUGGGCCUUGACAGACACUAGGACUUUGGUUUACAUGGAAAAGGAUCAAAAGAAGAGCACCCAUACAACCCCCAAAGUUGUCAAACCCCGGAAAGAGGCUGAUUUUUCCGCGAUGAUCCAUCCCAGCACCAUCCUUUUAUUCCGUUAUUCUGCCUUGACGUUUAACAGCCAUCGCAUCCACUUUGAUCAUGAAUAUGCCAACAAAGUUGAAGAUCACCCAGGCUGUUUGGUGCAUGGUCCUUUGACAGCGACCUUCAUGAUCGAGAAUCUGCGUCGACAUCUCAAGCCAGGAUUGAUCAUCAAAAAUUUUCAUUAUCGUGCACUGAGUCCACUCUAUGUCGAUCAGCCCAUCAAAAUCUGUGCGAAGAGCAUGUCCGUCGUUCCUACUAUGGAUGCUGAUGUCGCUGAGAGCUAUGAGGUCUGGGUUGAGAAUCCACAGGGUGGUUUGGCCAUGUCUGGCACCAUUGAAGUUGUACUCGAACAGAAAUCUUAG
Molecule: messenger RNA, 828 nt
Organism: Lobosporangium transversale
Lineage: Eukaryota; Fungi; Mortierellomycota; Mortierellomycetes; Mortierellales; Mortierellaceae
Exons: 3
Coding region: 1-828 (275 amino acids)
Cellular component (GO): mitochondrion
Molecular function (GO): (3R)-hydroxyacyl-[acyl-carrier-protein] dehydratase activity
Source: RefSeq, a predicted model, not a curated record